AUGACAACAACUAUCUCAUCUAUAGCCGCGAAAGUCAAUGAAUGCCAACUAAAUGAAGAGAUACGCAGAAGGGACCAAAAGAUUGACGAGUUGGAGAGUGUUGUUUUACAAUUAAAAAUGCAACAAUUGAAGAAUGAUCAUGAGGAAGAUAGAAAACUAUUCACAUUGGAAAACUCAUUGCACAAUAUCAACAAUAAGUUGACUGAAAUGGAAAUGAUCAACGGGGAUUUGAGGAAUCAUCUAACCCUUUCUCAAAACAUUAUUGAGAAGAAGAAUGAUGAAAUCAAGAAAUUGGAAUUAGCACUCAAAGAUCAACAAGCAGUAAUAGCGAGAGAGACCCUCAUUUUUCAACACAAAUUAGACGUGCUCCAACAGAGGAUUCAUCAGGGUGCAGAAGCUAGGACUAACUUUUCAAUGAAAAGACAAAGCGUCAAACUUGAGCAAAACCAAGCUUUGCCUCGAAACGACUCUCAUCGUGAAGAAGAAUCCCUAGAUUCAAAAUCAUGA
Messenger RNA from Lodderomyces parapsilosis, 507 nucleotides. RefSeq names its product Kip4p (gene KIP4). The transcript has a single exon. The record is from RefSeq and is a predicted model, not a curated record. NCBI's taxonomy places the organism in Eukaryota, Fungi, Ascomycota, Pichiomycetes, Serinales, Debaryomycetaceae. The coding region runs from base 1 to 507 and encodes 168 amino acids.